Messenger RNA from Colletotrichum chrysophilum, 3075 nucleotides. RefSeq lists its product as uncharacterized. The record is from RefSeq and is a predicted model, not a curated record. Lineage: Eukaryota; Fungi; Ascomycota; Sordariomycetes; Glomerellales; Glomerellaceae. Bases 1 to 3075 code for a protein of 1024 amino acids. Gene Ontology annotation, molecular function: metalloendopeptidase activity; metal ion binding. The transcript has 4 exons. Gene Ontology annotation, cellular component: cytosol; mitochondrion. Gene Ontology annotation, biological process: peptide catabolic process.
AUGUCUGACAGAGAGCCCAGUGCCCGCGGUCCCAGGGACCUGGAUGGCCCUCUUCGCGAGCCGAGGCCCCAGCCUAUCGAGCGGGUGACGGAUCAGCUCGAGACCCCUUCGCUCGACGACAGAACCUACCGUGUCAUUCGCUUGUCCAACAAGCUUGAGGCCCUGCUGGUCCACGAUCCAGAGACAGACAAGGCCAGCGCCGCCCUUGACGUCAAUGUCGGAAACUUCAGCGACGAAGAGGAUAUGCCCGGCAUGGCCCAUGCCGUGGAACAUCUUCUGUUCAUGGGCACCAAGAAGUUCCCUGUAGAAAACGAAUACUCCCAGUACCUCGCCUCCAACUCUGGCAGCUCAAACGCAUACACGGGAGCAACCUCCACCAACUACUUUUUCGAUGUCUCUGCAAAGCCUGCUAACGACCAGGAGCCCUCGGCCUCGAACCCCUCCCCCUUCAAGGGUGCGCUCGACCGCUUCGCCCAGUUCUUUAUCGAGCCUCUCUUCCUCGAAUCGACCCUGGACCGAGAGUUGCGCGCAGUCGACUCCGAGAACAAGAAGAACCUCCAGAGCGACCAAUGGCGACUGCACCAGCUUGAGAAGAGCCUUUCCAACCCCAAGCACCCCUUCUGCCACUUUUCGACCGGCAACUUCGAGGUUCUCAAGGCCCAGCCAGAGGCUAAGGGCGUCAAUGUUCGGGCCAAGUUUAUGGAGUUCCACGAGAAGCACUACUCAGCGAACAGGAUGAAGUUGGUGGUUCUGGGACGGGAGCCUUUGGACGUUUUGGAGGACUGGGUCGCAGAGUUGUUUGCUGGGGUCCCCAAUAAGAAUCUGGUGCCGAACCGCUGGGAGGCCGAGGUGCCCUUCCGCGAAAGCGAGCUCGGUGUGCAGGUGUUCGCCAAGCCGGUGAUGGACUCGCGCGAACUGAACCUCUUUUUCCCGUUCCUCGACGAGGAGAACAUGUUCGAGUCGCAGCCCAGCCGAUACGUCAGCCACCUGAUCGGCCACGAGGGACCUGGAAGUAUCAUGGCCUAUGUCAAGGAGAAGGGUUGGGCCAACGGUCUAAGUGCCGGCGCAUACCCAGUCUGUCCGGGCACCCCUGGUAUCUUUGACUGCCAGAUUCGCCUGACCGAGGAGGGCCUCAAGAACUACAAGGAGAUCGUCAAGAUCUUCUUCCAAUACGUCUCUCUUCUCCGGGAGUCGCCGCCCCAAGAGUGGAUUUUUGAUGAGCAGAAGGGCAUGGCCGAUGUUGACUUCAAGUUUAAACAAAAGACGCCAGCAAGCCGCUUCACCAGCAAGACUAGUGCCGUCAUGCAGAAGCCGCUGCCGCGCGAGUGGCUUCUCAGUGGAUACAGCCGGCUGCGCAAGUUCGACUCUCAACUGAUUGACAAGGGACUGGCUUGCUUGAGACCUGAUAACUUCCGUUUGACCAUCGUGUCGCAGAAGUUCCCUGGCGACUGGGAUCAGAAGGAGAAGUGGUACGGCACCGAGUACCGCCACGAGAAGAUUCCCGACGACUUCAUGGCAGAGAUCAAGAAGGCUGCCUCGAGUUCCGCCUCCGACCGACUCGCAGAGCUUCACCUCCCCCACAAGAACAAUUUCAUACCCACCAAGCUCGAGGUCGAGAAGAAGGAGGUCAAGGAGCCGGCAGUGGCGCCGCGUGUCGUCCGAAACGACAGCAUCGCUCGGACGUGGUUCAAGAAAGAUGACACAUUCUGGGUGCCCAAGGCGAAUCUUGUCAUCAGCUGCCGGAACCCCAACAUCUACUCGACUGCUGAGAAUGCUGUCAAGGCUAGGCUGUUUACCGACCUCGUUAGGGAUGCGUUGGAGGCCUACUCGUAUGAUGCGGAGCUUGCAGGUCUGCAGUACAGUGUCACCCUUGACGCCCGCGGCUUGUUCCUGGACCUCAGUGGGUACAACGACAAGUUGGCGGUUCUCUUGGAGCAGGUUCUCAUCACUAUGCGCGACAUCAAGAUUAAGGAUGAGAGAUUCGACAUCAUCAAGGAGCGCCUAAACCGGGGAUACAACAACUGGGAGCUUCAGCAGCCCUUCCACCAGGUGUCAGACUACACAACUUGGCUCAACUCUGAGCGUGACUACGUUGUCGAGGAGUCUUUGGCUGAGCUGCCCAACAUCACUGCUGAGGACGUCCGCCAGUUCAAGAAGCAGAUGCUUUCACAAGUGCACAUUGAAAGCUAUGUGCACGGCAAUCUGUACAAAGAGGAUGCCCUCAAGUUGACUGACAUGAUUGAGACAAUCCUGAAGCCCCGUGAAUUGCCACGCCCUCAGUGGCCAGUCAUUCGAUCUCUUGUUCUCCCCGCUGGAUCAAACUACGUUUACAAGAAGACGCUGAAGGACCCAGCAAACGUCAACCACUGCAUCGAGGUGUGGCUGUACGUUGGGGAUAAGAGCGACCGCAUGACGCGGGCAAAGACAAUGCUCCUCGACCAGAUGACCCAUGAGCCGGCAUUCGACCAACUCCGAACCAAGGAGCAGUUGGGCUACGUUGUCUUUAGUGGAGUCCGAAGCUUCUCAACAACCUAUGGCUUCCGGUUCAUCAUUCAAAGUGAGCGAACGCCUGAAUACCUCGAGUCGAGGAUCGAAGCAUUCCUCAACCUCUUCGCCAACAACCUGGACUCCAUGUCCGAGACCGAUUUCGAGGGCCACAAGCGAAGUUUGAUUGUGAAGCGUCUGGAAAAGCUUAAGAACCUUGACCAGGAGAGCAGCCGCCACUGGGCCCAGAUCGCCAGUGAAUACUACGACUUUGAGCUGACCCACGAAGAUGCCGCCCAUAUCAAGUUGCUCACGAAGGCAGACAUGAUUGAGUUCUUCCAGCAGUACAUCAAGCCGGGCUCUGCUACACGCGCAAAGCUUUCAGUCCACCUUCAUGCCCAGGCGGGUAAGUCGACGGAGACGGAAACCAAGGUGAAUGGGGUCAAGAAGGAAGAGAGCGAUGCGACGAGCACGCCGGAGCCAGUCCCCAUUAAAGACGUGCGUAGUUUCCGGGCGGGUCUGCAGGCGACGCGGGGAGCCCGGCCAGCCAAAGACCUGAGCGAAUACGAAGACACGGAUGCGAAGCUAUGA